CUGUCAUCCAGACAUGGAAAGAAAACAAUGACAGGACAGCUCUUUUUUUACAAUAAAUUGCAAUUAUUGUUCCCCUUUUUCCUCUCCUGCAACAAAGCAAACAAGUUGAGUAGUAUGGAUUCGUCUCAGGGAAGCUCAGCUGCUACUAGUACACUACAAAAGAUUGUGAUUCCUAACAGCAACAACGAGAAGCUGGUGGGUCUGCUUCAUGAUACUGGUUCUACUGAAAUUGUUGUCUUGUGCCAUGGCUGUCUAUCAAACAAGAAUGACCCAAUCAUCAAAUAUGUUGCUGCUGCUAUAGAAAAAGAAGGGAUUAGCGCUUUCCGUUUUGAUUUCUCUGGGAAUGGAGAGAGUGAAGGCAGUUUCUAUUUUGGUAACUACAACUAUGAAGCUGAUGAUCUACGUUCUGUUAUCCAAUACUUCACUAACAUGAACCGAGUGGUUCCUAUCAUUCUUGGCCACAGUAAAGGUGGUAAUGUGGUCCUUGUUUAUGCCUCCAAGUAUCACGAUAUCAGCAGUGUAAUCAAUCUCACUGGAUAUUCUGAUAUGAAGAAAGACUUAGUAAGGCGUCUUGGGGAAAAUUAUUUGGAAAGAAUUAAGCAACAAGGAUUCAUUGAUGCUAGGGAAGGUACUGCCGUACUGUUAUGGCUCAUUACUUUUACUGUACUGUCUCAGAUCAGUUAUCUAGUACUGUCUUUAUCGAUGCGCUGGUCUGUUGUUACAGAAUGGCGUAAUAUAAAGGUUAUCGACUAUCGUGUUACCAAGGAGAGCUUAAUGGAAAGGUUAAACACUAAUAUGCAUGAAAUUUGCCUCAAGAUUGACAAAGAAUGCAGGGUCUUGACAGUUUAUGGAUCGGCUGAUGAGGUAAUACCUCUGGAAGAUGCCAAGGCGUUUGAGAAGAUCAUACCCAACCACAAGCUGGAGAUUGUUGAAGGAGCUGAUCAUUGUUAUCACGAACAUCUAAGUCAGCUAGCUACAACAGUUAUGGAGUUCAUAAAGACAGUCAUUGUGAACAACUAGUUUUUUUCUCUCCCUCUCUCUCUCUUUGAGUAAUGUUCAUGAUGCCAUAACCAUACAUUUUCCAAACUCAGUCCGCAUUUUGGUUUGUUUUUGGGUUUAUGAAUAAUGGUAACCAAAAUAAAAUUCUUUGUUAAUGACUCA
Camelina sativa (false flax) is the source of this 1161-nucleotide messenger RNA. RefSeq lists its product as uncharacterized. The record is from RefSeq and is a predicted model, not a curated record. Gene Ontology annotation, cellular component: cytosol. Lineage: Eukaryota; Viridiplantae; Streptophyta; Magnoliopsida; Brassicales; Brassicaceae.